AUGAUGAUGACGUGCCGUCUGCUGUGCGCCCUGUUGGUGCUCGCCCUGUGCUGCUGCCCGUCCGUGUGCGGGACAGCAAGUGAAGGUGAAGUUGGUGAAUCUGUUUCAAAGGUUGAAGAGGAAGGGGAACCAAAGCCAGGGGGAACAGGUCCGGAGACGAAUCCGCAAAGUACAAGUUCUCUCUCGCCACAGCCAAAAGAGGAGAAAAAAGAAGAAACGAGGGGGAGUAAUGAGGUGCAGGAAACAAAUCCGUCGACUCCUAUGUCACAGUUAACGGCUGCAUUAACCGGAACGGCAGAGUCACAAAAUACUUCCAAUAAUACGCAGGAUCAGGAAAAAGAUGGGCAAUCCACCAAUGAUGAGGCGGAUGGUGAUGAGACCGAUAAGGCAAAUGAACAAAAUCAAAAAACAAAUGCAAUAAAUACGACAACCACCACUACCACGACGACCACGACAACACAGGCACCAAGCACUAAGACUACAGAGGCGCCAACCACGACGACCACCCGCGCACCGUCACGUCUUCGCGAAAUCGACGGCAGCCUCAGCAGCUCUGCGUGGGUGUGUGCCCAGCUGCUGCUCGCCGCAUCCGUCACGUUGAACGCAUCCCGGACACACUCAUAUUCAUGGCACGCUUACAAAUUUUUACGUGGACGCAUGUUUGUGUGA
This is a messenger RNA of Trypanosoma cruzi, 669 nucleotides long. RefSeq names its product mucin TcMUCII, putative. The record is from RefSeq and is a predicted model, not a curated record. NCBI's taxonomy places the organism in Eukaryota, Euglenozoa, Kinetoplastea, Trypanosomatida, Trypanosomatidae. The transcript has a single exon. The coding region runs from base 1 to 669 and encodes 222 amino acids.